Molecule: messenger RNA, 3271 nt
Organism: Patella vulgata (common limpet)
Lineage: Eukaryota; Metazoa; Mollusca; Gastropoda; Patellidae
Product: protein LTV1 homolog
Exons: 11
Coding region: 114-1517 (467 amino acids)
Biological process (GO): ribosomal small subunit biogenesis; ribosomal small subunit export from nucleus
Cellular component (GO): cytosol; nucleus; preribosome, small subunit precursor
Source: RefSeq, a predicted model, not a curated record
UGGCUACAGAAAAAUUUAAUAUACUUCCGGCGCACGUGUUGGUUUGUUUUGAUAUAAAAUAUUCAUCAAAAUUGUGUUAAUUAUUUCUAAUAAAAAUUAUCUAACAUAACAUAAUGCCUAAGAAGAAGUUUAUUGAUAAGAAGAAUUCUGUAACUUUUACCCUGGUUCAUAGAAGUCAGAGAGAUCCACUGAUUGCUAAUGACAGGGCAACAUCACAUGUUCUGCUUCCUAUUGACAACAAGGAAUCUAGAAAAGAAGAAGAACGAAAGUUUGGUGUAUUUUAUGAAGAUGAAUAUAAUUAUUUACAACAUUUACGUGAUGCUAAUGAGAUCAGUGAAUUAGAACCAGUUGAAAGAACUAGAAUCCAUAAAUCAGACUUGAAAAAAGAUAAAGUAGCAGCUGAGAAAGAGGGUGAAGGCAGUCAAGAACAAAAUGAAGAAGAAAAAAAUAAAGAUAAACCAAAUAUUAGUUUACCAUCUUCAGUGUUUGCUUCAACAUUAGAGGCUAAAACUGGUCUGCUGAAUAAAGCUGCUCCUAGAAAAGGUCCAUUAUUGGAAUGGGAUCCUGAUAUAGUAGCGGCAUUAGAUGAUGAUUUUGACUAUGAUGACGAUGAGAAUAUUUUAGAUGAUGAUUUUAUAACAAAGGCUAAUGCCCCUGUUGAAGGAGAAGAGGAGAUGGUUGUAGGGAGAGGGUUUGAUGAAGGUGAUGGUUCUGACAUUGCAUCUGAUGAAGCUGACAUGUUCAGUGAUGAUGAUGAUGAUGGCGGCAAGGAAGGAGAUGAAUUUGAAAAGGAAGAAACCAAAUCACGAUUCACAAAUUAUUCAAUGACAUCAUCAGUGAUUCGAAGGAAUGAAGGGUUAACACUUUUAGAUGAUAGGUUUGAAAAGUUUUAUGAACAAUAUUAUGAUGAAGAGAUUGGUGCAUUAGAUGAAGAAGAUAUUGAUGGUACUGUAUCAACUAAAGGAGCUCUCAUGAAACAAAUAUUAAAGGAAUUUAAAGCUGAGCAGAAAGAAAAAUCUAGAAAAUUAAAAGAAGUGAUAGAUGAAGCUGAGAUUAAAAUAACGGAAGAUGAUAUUGAAUCUGGUGAUGAAGAUAUGAUAGAUCUGGUGAUAGAAGAACCAAAAGAAAAAUGGGACUGUGAAUCAAUCAUUAGUACUUAUUCGAAUUUAUAUAACCAUCCAAAGCUCAUCUCUGAACCCAGUAAUAAGGAACGUAAAAUUAAAUUAACAUCACGUCUGGGUAUUCCUGUCGAUAGUCUUGGUUUACCAGGCUUAACGAGAAGACAAAUAGAGAAAGAAAUGCGUGAAUCACGACGGGCUGAUACAGCAAGUACAUAUCGACCUAAAGGUGAAACAUUAGAAGAGAAAAAGAUGCGAAAACAAGCCAUUAAAGAGGAAAGAAAAACGAGAAGAUUAGAAAAGAAGACAAACAAGGUGGCAUUUAAUGCAGAAAAAUUAAAACAAGAAAAGGACUUAAUCAAUGUUCAGAAAAAUGUGCAGGGCAUUAAAUUAUCGUGAACUGUGUGAUUAAAUUUCUAAUGAUAGCCAGUCAUAUGAAAAAUAUGAAAUGAUCAGAGUUUGGAAAUAUAGCAACAUGUUUGAUUCCCUAAAUCUACAUCUAAUUGACAUUUGUUUGUUACUAUUAACUAUACCUGGUGGACUAUCUUCAGAAAUCUUUGAUGAAUCAAUUCAAAGUUUGUUUUGUACAAGAUUGAGGAGACAGUAGUGCUUUCAUUGAGAAAUUAAAUAAGAUUUUUUGACUUUUCUUGUAUUCAUAAUUUCCAAGAGAAUAUGUUUUAUUCCAAAGGUUAAUUCAAAUAUCAAAUAACAUUUAUUUUCUUUUGAAUAUGGCUAUUUAUUUUAUCUCCUGAAUACCACUGUAUAUUGCCUUAAAGUAGCUAUAGAAUUAUCGGUUCAUAUAACUCAAAUCAUGCUUGGAGUGUAAAAACAGAAAAUAUUUAUGGCCAUUUACAGCUUUCUGUAUCCGAAAACAUCCCACAUGUUAUCAGAUGAGUUAGUUACAUAUAGCUACCAAAAUAACUUCUGUUUUCAUUAGACGACGUAAUCACGAGGUAAACAAGGGAUAUUUUUUAUAUAAAGGAGCUUAACCUGUCUAUUUUUUAAAUUGAUAUGCAUUUUUAGUUAACAGGCUGAUUAAUAACAGCACAGACUUAUUUCUAUUUCAACUAUGUCUAUAUUUGUACUUGGCCUAGUAUGAACAUACCUGGUGUAUUGUUGAUUAUUUCUAUGUGUCGUGUCUGUAUUAUUACUAUCAAUGACAAUAUAUCUCCGCUAAUAAUGAAUCAUUUUAAGAAAAUACCAACCUCGUAUUUUUCAUAUUAAGUUUAAAACGUUUAUUUACUGCUGAGGAUCAGUCUCCAAAGCCUCGAAAAACAUAAUAGAAAUAUAGAUGGUGACUUAUAAGGCCCCCUAUACACCCACCAGCGACAAAAUCUUCAAUGCUGAAUUUUAACAUCAUUGUCCACAAUCUAAGUAAAAAAUGUAAACAGAAAGAUAACUCCACAAUAGGCAUGCAACAUGUUUACCGUCAUAUUAGUAUUACAAUCGUGCUUCUUCUUUGGUACAAAUGAUCCAUGUUUUAAAAACUUCCACCAAGGACUAUUGUGUGUAUAAAAAAAUGAAAUUAAAUGGGUUUUAACGUCCUACUGUUCUGCUCUGACUGGGCUAAUGAAGACAGACAUAUGCCAUACAGUGUGCUUUGAGGGAAUUACAACUGCAAAGGGAUCUAUUUUAUGUGCACUCCAAUGUAUAAAUGGAACCUAGGUUUUUUUUUUGUCCAAUUUGAACGACUAGACAUCUGUCCUUGUGUCCGUCCUGCACCACUGACAAGGGGAAACCACGUCGGAACGUUGUGUAUAUAGCGUUGACAUUAAGAGUUGGAUAGAACGAAGGAAUUCAGGUGACAGUAUAAAUUCAUGUUCAAACUUUAUUUACAUUGAUACACAAUGUUUAUUUAUUUGUUAAUAGAAUUACAUUGUAAAUUACACUAUAAUAUCUAAUUUUAGUGCUCAUCUUAACAAUCUCGAAAUUUAUGUUGUUUGAAUCUUGGAAAAUUGCAUGUAACAAACGUGAAAGCAGCACCCGUCCUCAUGACAUUUCAUUUGGGUUGUACUAGUACAAUUUUUUUAAAGCAUUUGUUAAUUAUGUGAAAAAUAAAAUUGAGAAAAAAAAUUGUUGCAGCAUAUGUUACUGUAAAAUAUUUGUACAUAGAAAUAUUAAAUUUAUGAUAAAAUUAAAUGAUUAAUUAUGAA